This is a messenger RNA of Dicentrarchus labrax (European seabass), 2449 nucleotides long. RefSeq names its product pseudouridine synthase 10 (gene pus10). The transcript has 17 exons. Lineage: Eukaryota; Metazoa; Chordata; Actinopteri; Moronidae. Gene Ontology annotation, molecular function: pseudouridine synthase activity; RNA binding. Bases 198 to 1964 code for a protein of 588 amino acids. The record is from RefSeq and is a predicted model, not a curated record. Gene Ontology annotation, biological process: tRNA pseudouridine synthesis.
GUUUUGUUGCUUUUAAAGGCGAAUUCCUCCCAUUCGAUGAAGACAAGCUGCUCUGGGUUGAUUAGCUGUGUCUGUUGCGGCUCAAACACCACGGGAAGAAGAAAGAAGAAGAAGAAGAAGAAGAAGCGUCAUUGUGACGAACAUGUGGACGACCGACUGAAGCCUGUCCGGUUUGUUUACCGGAGAAAACUCCGUGAAUGAACCACCUCUGUGUCCGCAUCCUGCAGUCUGGAGUCAUGCUGCCGCUGAAGGAGAAGGAUAAACCCAUCGUCCAGAAGCUGCUGUCGGCCGGCUGCUGCGCUCGCUGCGUCCUCAGGUUCUGCUGCGUGAGCGUCCAGGCCGCCUACCGACAACCCCAACAGGAUACGCUCAAGGAACUACAAGAUUUCAUCAGCAGUGCAGAGAACAGCAAAUCCCCAGAUUCAGCAGGGGCCGAGUCCACAGAUAGAAACAACAAAUCCCAUGAUGCAGCAGUGUCAGAACCGCCCGAAGACCCACCGAGUAAAAGGGCGAAGCUGGAGCUCAGUGCGACUGGCGCUCCGUCAGAGGAAGACGCUGCUGCCGUGGUCAAACAGAAGGACGAGGAGUCGUGUGUGUGUGUGGUGUGUUUGGGGGUCCUGCAGGAACUCUGUGGCCCCACGCAGGCCGUAAAGAUAGCCGAGGCAGUGAAGGCAGAAAAGUACGAGUUCGACACCCUGGUGCUGUCUGUCUCUCUGCCCGCUCAGCUGUGUGUCCGAGAGCACUCCUGUUGGCUCCAUGUGAAGAAGGAACUGAGAGAGAAGAGCGUCGCACUCGACAAGGACGACGUCAUCCAGGUGAAGGAGGCCUUCAAGUGGAUCAUGCAGGGCCUGGUCGCCAGGGCGCUGGGGGGCGUUGCCGUGGUUACAAGGAGUUUGUUCGAGGUCGGUGUGGAGUUCACUCACCCAGAGACAGACGCCGACUGCCACUUCCUAGCGACGACGUGUCCCGACUGCUUCAAACCCACCAAGAACAAACAGUCGGUGUUCACAAGGAUGGCGGUGGUCAAAGCUCUGGAAAAGAUAUCCGACGCCAAAUUUCUAAAACACUACCCUUGUCCGCCAGCGCAGCCGAGCAGCAGCUGCAUGCCUCGGGACAUCCAGUGUCUCCACGGGUCCGUCUUUGUGGCAGGGAGGUACAACAAGUUCUGUCGCAGCCUUCCUCAGACUCCCUGGGUGAUCGAUGGAGAGAGGAGGAUGGAGUCCUCGGUGGAGGAGCUGAUCGCAGCGCCGCUCCUGUCUUCCUUCAGAGCCAACAGUUUUAAUUUCUCCUCGUCUGGCCGGGAGGACGUGGAUGUCCGGACUCUUGGAAAUGGUGAGAGAUGCACAUUUUCUUUUUUUUUUUUUUGCACGUGCAGAGGAUUUUGUCUCCUGAUGUGUGAGGAAUUCAUUUCUGUUCCGGUUUGGUUGGCAGGUCGUCCGUUUGCGAUGGAGCUGCUGAAUCCUCACAGAUCCAGACUGAGCAAAGUGGAGAUGAAGCAGCUGCAGGAGACCAUUAACAAGUCUUCAGACAAAAUCAGAGUGAGAGACCUGCAGAUCGUCACCAGAGACGCCAUGAGUCGGAUGAAGGAGGGAGAGGAGGAGAAAACCAAGUCGUACACGGCGCUCAUCUGGACCCAGAAACCUAUUCAGAGGGACGACAUCACCUUCAUCGAUGACAUCAAGGAUCUGACUCUGGACCAGAAGACCCCUCUGAGGGUGCUGCACCGGCGGGCGCUGGCCGUUCGUCAGAGGGUCAUCCACAGUAUGAACACCCGCUUCCUGGACUCUCAUCACUUCUACCUGGGGCUGAAGACGCAGGCCGGGACUUACAUCAAAGAGUUUGUGCACGGAGACUUUGGUCGCACCGUACCGAACCUGUGCAAGCUGCUGAAGACGGACACGGACAUCCUGGAGCUGGAUGUGGAGUCUGUGGAUGUGGACUGGCCGCCGUCCAUACCAGAGUGAACGCCGCCCUCGUCCUGCGUCUGAGAGGCCACAGGUUCCACCUCGCCGAGACCGAACUGGUUCUGUCAGCAGCUCGGGGGAUCCUGUUUGGGAGGACCAGGAGGUUGUCUGAGAGCGUAACGGUUGCUGAAGCCCCGUCGCACAGUCCUGCUGCUGCUUUGUGAAGCCGGGUCUGUUUAUGUUUCCGUUCUGGAUUUGCCUUUUUGACUGUCUUCAUCUUCAGUUGUAUCACUAGAAAACGUGUUCUAGUGUGAUCAGUUUCAGGCAAGUGAUUGACUGUAGCGGUGCUUGCAGCAGAAAUGCUCAUUAAACCAGAUUUGUUUUGUUUUUUAAAUCAGAUUCAGACUCUUCUAUUGUUAGAUCUAGAUUUAGACCGCCAGUGUGGCAAAAAAAAAAAGUCCAGUUUGUCCUGUGGGUGUCUCCCCAGGAACGGUCUUAAUACCUAAAUAAAUAAAGGGUUUAUUCCCUGUACGGUGGCCAUUUUA